GAAAAGAGGAGAUAGAAAAAAAAAUCAGGUAGGAAGGAAGAGACAGAAAAAAAAAAAAAUAUAAGAAUUAGCAUGUGUGAGAUGAAGUCUUUCCAAAAAACUUCCGCCACACAAUAAGUUUAUGUAAAUCCAUCUUUUUUAAACAUUUGUGUUUUUCAAUGUAACGCUUACAAAAACAAAGAGAGUAUAACAAAAUACGGUAUAAUUUUUAUUUAGAAAGAAUAAAUCUAACAAUACAAAAUCAAACCAAACCCAAAAAUCCGAUCUGAACCUCAGUCCAACAUAAUGAAAAAUUCAUCCUUGUGGUUCAAAAGAUUCUUGUUAAUUCCAACUCGAUUUUGGACCUGUGUACACCCCUAACAAUACAAUCACGUAAUUUCAUAAAGUUAGUUUAGUUAGGUGGGGCCCGCCGGUAGAAAAUUAUUUGGCGGGUAUUUUCUCUAUCAUCAAACUUUCAGCGUACGAUUGUCACUUCCUCCUUCACCCUCUUAAAGCGCAGAUAAUUCAUGUUCACUUCAAGGGUUACAUACACUACUUUCAGCAACACCCUAUUUCCUCUCUUGUUUUUGUACUAAUUUUCUAUUCACAUUCCCUAAUUUUUUCCCCAAAUUUGCAAAUUAGGGUUUCGCUAAAGCUUACAGUGGAUUUCAAUGGCGAUUGUGGAGGAAAGGAGGCCAGGAAUUCAAGUUACGCCGGAUCAAAAUCCGAGCCCUAGAAAGGUAGAAGAAGGUCUGAUUGUAUCUCAAUCUAGCUCUUGUCAACCCAAAGAUGAACCUUCUUCGGUUAAACCUGUUACCCCUAAAGACGCCAUUAUCGCCGUCGCUUCCAAAAUCGCUGCACAGCCUCUCCCUUGUUCUGAUCCUGAUGUUUGGGGUGUUCUUACCGCUAUUUCGAACAAUGCUCGUAAGCGGUCUCAGGGAAUAAAUAUUUUAUUAACCGCCGAUGAGCAUUGCAUUGGACGAGUAGUAGAUGAUGUGCGUUUUCAUAUAGACUCAAAUGCAGUUAGUCAACGACAUUGUGCAAUCUCUAGGAAAAGAGUUCCCAAGGAAGACGUUGAGAAUCCUUCUGGUUUCUGCAAUGCCGCCUUUCUAAAAGAUACAAGCACCAAUGGAUCUUAUCUGAACUGGGAGAGAUUGAAGCGAGGCAGCUCUAAGUUUGAAGCUAAGCUUUGUCAUGGUGAUAUCAUAUCACUAGCAGCUCCUCCUCAGCAUGAGCAUGCAUUUGCAUUUGUUUAUCGAGAAGUCUCAUCAUCCGUCCCUUCAUCUGAUGGUACCGUAUCGAAGAGAAAAGCAGAGGAGUUUGGUCCCGAAACCAAAAGACUUAAAGGCAUUGGUAUUGGCGCUACUGAGGGUCCUGUUUCUCUUGAUGACUUUCGAAGCCUUCAACGUUCAAAUACGGACUUGAGAAAGCAAUUGGAAGAUCAUGUACUUACAAUUGAUGCAUUGCGGAAUGAAAAUCGUGAAGUACUUGAACGUCAUCAAAAUGAGAUGAAAGAUCUCAAAGUGUCUGUUUCAAAGUCUUAUGAUGAUCAACUGAAUGAACUAAAUGUGUCAUUGGAAUCUACAAAGAAGGAAUUGACUGAGGUCAAUAAAAGUUUUGCUGAACAAAAGCAUGCUGUUGAAGAUCUAAAUGAAAGACUUUCUGCUGCUUUGCAGUCAUCUACUGAAACAAAUGAAAUAGUGAAAAGCCAAAAGGCAACUAUAGCUGAACUGAAAACACGGCUAGAUGAAGAGCGUGACCAGAGAAGAGAAGAGCGAGAAAAGGCUGUUGCAGAUCUGAAAGCUUCAAUUCAAAGGGUUCAGUCUGAGGCUGAAGAAGAAUUAAAACGAGUAUCAGAUGCUGCUUCGAGGCGAGAAAGAGAACAACAAGAAAUUAUUAGUAAACUUCAGGAAGCAGAAAGAGAGAAUUCAUCACUGGUGGAGAGUCUGAGAUCCAAAUUGGAGGAAACUAGACAGAAGUUGGUCUUAUCUGACAAUAGAGUUCGCCAACUUGAGGUUCAAGUAUCAAACGAACAAAAGUCCUCUGCUUUCAGAAAAAAACGAGUGGAGGAACUUGAAGUUGAAACGAGAAGCAUGAGGAAAGAGCUUGACAAAGAAAAGCAGGCAGCUCGGGAAGAAGCAUGGGCCAAGGUCUCCGAACUUGAGCUAGAAAUAAAUGCUGCUAUGCGGGAUCUUGAAUUUGAAAGACGAAGGUUAAAGGGUGCUCGGGAAAGAAUCAUGCUGCGGGAAACACAGCUGCGUGCCUUUUACUCGACGACAGAAGAGAUCAAAUUGCUGUUCACAAAGCAGCAAGAACAAUUAAAGUCAAUGCAGAGAGCUCUAGUAGAUGAGGAGGAUUAUGACAAUGCCUCUCUAGAUGUUCUCCGCCAUACAGCAGAGGAGAACGAUGAUGGAAAUGCAGCUGCUGGAAUUGAAGCUACAAGUAACAGAACUAAUGCUGCUGCUAAGGCCGGCCCUAGCAAUUCAGCGAAGAGACAUGAACAAGGUGGAGUGGCUGAGACUUCCAGCGAAGAAGGUAGCGCCACUGAGAAGCAUGACUGUGAUAAUAGAAACCAAGAUGAUGAAGAUACCCAAGAAGCUGAAUUUCCCAUUAAUGAGGGCAUGGUUAAAGCUGGGUUUGGGUCUGACAUUGAUGGUGUUGGAACAGCUCCCAUGUUUGAAGGUGAUGGUGAUGGAACUGAGCGAGUUCUUGAAACUGAAAGCCCUGGUGCUGAUGGUGAAAGAAAGACAGAAAUGAAUAAAACUGGUGAUCUUGCUGGGGACACAAUGCAGCUUGAUGAGGACACAAAUGUGCAAGAAACUGAGCAGCAGAUCCCUCAUAGGUGUGAAGACAAUCUUCAGGACUCUCUCUUGAAUGACAGAGAGGAAGCAGUGAAGGCUACUGAGGAUGCAAAACCUGGAGGCAUCGGAACAGAAGAUCUUUUGGCAUCAGAAGUUGCUGGUAGCUGGGCUUGUAGUACGGACCCUUCUUUAUAUGGAGACAAUGAAUCUCCUCACAACGAGAGAGAAAAUCAAGCAGUUACAAAUGAUUCCAUUACUCAGGUGGCUGAGUCUCAAAGUUUACCCUCUGGUGCUCUUACUAGGACAAUGCAUUCAGACCAAGAAAUUCAAGCAUUGAGUAAUAUGAUUGGAAUCAUGGCACCUGAUGUAAAGGAGCAGUUCAAGAGUUCUGUCGGUAAUAGUUCUCAAGAAAACAAUGCCAAAGUUUCUGACUCUGAAUCGGAAACUGAUGAUGAAUGCGUUGAAGCUAGUAAAAUUGUAGAUGCAGAUGAUGGGUCAGAAUCAGAUGAUGAAACACAGGCUCAUGACCAAGCUAAUAAAAGUGAAGACGAUGAAAUGGAUGAAGACGAUGAUGAUACCCAGGAAGACUCUGUGGGAUAAUUAUUAGGGUCAUAUUUUCGUUUCCCGUUUUCUUCUUCCCAUCUUAAUCUCUUUUCUUGUUCAAUUAGUCAUUGCUGAUUGGUGAGUUACAGGAAAAAUAAGUGUAAAUAUAGUGUAUAAGCUGUAAUUAUUUAGGGAAAGAGGUGUCUUUAGUCCCACUUUUAUUUGUUUAGGAGCAGAGUGGUUACAAUUUUUAAUUUUUAUUUAUCUGAGGAAGAUGUUGGCACUUAUAUUUGUUGUUGUAACUAGUUUAGGAUUCUUAGGAUUUAUAAUGAGUUUACUCAGUUGAGCCUGUAAGGGAUUAGUACAAUCCAAUCUAACGGUAAUUGAUAUGAAUUUGGCCUUUGAUGCUGCUACAUUUGGUUC
Messenger RNA from Chenopodium quinoa (quinoa), 3746 nucleotides. RefSeq names its product putative protein tag-278. Bases 651 to 3380 code for a protein of 909 amino acids. Gene Ontology annotation, molecular function: protein binding. NCBI's taxonomy places the organism in Eukaryota, Viridiplantae, Streptophyta, Magnoliopsida, Caryophyllales, Amaranthaceae. The record is from RefSeq and is a predicted model, not a curated record. The transcript is spliced from 13 exons.